Molecule: messenger RNA, 2822 nt
Organism: Vigna radiata var. radiata (mung bean)
Lineage: Eukaryota; Viridiplantae; Streptophyta; Magnoliopsida; Fabales; Fabaceae
Product: glutamate receptor 3.2-like
Exons: 6
Coding region: 57-2822 (921 amino acids)
Cellular component (GO): plasma membrane
Molecular function (GO): ligand-gated monoatomic ion channel activity; signaling receptor activity
Source: RefSeq, a predicted model, not a curated record
AAACCCCUACUAGUUACUUGUAAUGGAAUAAAGUUGAUGAUGACGAUGCUCAGUUUAUGCAUAUUCCAGCCAAAGAAAGAAACAGUGAGGAAGCAGAGUGGACAACGAAGUUAUCGUUGGUAGUAGCAGUACUGCUUCUGUGGGUGUGGUCAGAAGCUACAGCUAAUGCAAAUGAUGAUGAGCUAAAAAGGAGCAACAUAGACGAGUGCUCAAUGUUGAAGUCGAAGAUUGUCGUGAACAUUGGAGCAGCCGUAGAGUUGAAUUCUCGAGUGGGAAAAGAACAGAAGAUAGCAAUGGAAGUUGCAAUUGAAGACAUGAAUCGACAGAGCUGCUAUGAGCUUGCCUUGAACUACAGUUAUAACUUUCAUCGCAACCCAUCAUCUCCCACCAUGUUCGCUGCCGAUCUUGCAAACAGCAAACAAGUGCAAGUUGUCGUAGGAACAAAACUGGAUGCAGCAACGUUAUUCCUCUCCAUUGACGAAAACUCAAAGGAUGUUCCCAUCAUAUCUCUAACCUCAACAGCUACUCCAGAAAUAGCUUCAAUCCCAUUGCCACACUUCAUCCAAAUGGGCCAUGAAGUCACCCUUCACAUGCACUGCACUGCAUCCAUCAUACACCAAUUCCAUUGGCGAAAGGUUACAGCAAUUUACGAGCACAACAACCUCUUUGCCUCUCAUUCAGAGAUACUGACAAGACUCUCUUACUCUCUGCGUCUGGUCAAUGCUGAAAUCGAUCACCAUGUAGCUUUUCCUUCAAUGGCCCUUCUCUCAAACCCAACCGAGAUCAUAGAACAAGAGCUUACAAGGCUCAAGAGCAAGAGCAAUAGGGUGUUCUUGCUUAUUCAAUCUUCCUUGGAGUUUGCCACUUUGCUUUUUCAGAAGGCAAAGCAAAUGGGAAUGAUGGAAAAAGGGUCAGUGUGGAUCAUUGCAGAUGAUGUAGCCAACCACCUUGAUUCCCUUGAUUCUUCUGUCACUUUCAACAUGCAAGGUGUCAUGGGGUGCAAAACCAACUUCAUGGAAGUGAGUGAAAGGUUCAAACGUUUCAAGUUCAUGUUUAGGAGAAAGUUUGCACUGGAAUACCCCGAGGAAGAAAGAUUGCAUCCGAGUGUCUUUGCUCUCAGGGCUUACGAUGCUGUUUGGACCAUUGCUAAAGCCUUGGAGAGCUCACAGGGAAACUUUUCCUUAUCAGAAAAUAUUUUGCAUAGUGAUCACGAGGGCCUUAGUGGGAAGAUAAGGUUCAAAGGAAGAAUGUUAAUGGAAUCACCAACCUUUAAGAUUGUCAAUGUUGUUGGAAAAGGUUACAAAGAGUUAGCAUAUUGGUCAAUGGAGUCUGGUUUGAGUGAGAGCCUUGUUGAGCAUGAGGUAGUGAACACAACAACUGGUGCUGGUUCUGCUAGAAGGCUUUUAAGUUCUGUGGAUUGGCCUGGUGGGUUGAAAACAGUUCCAAAAGGUUGGGUGUACAAUAGCAGUGAGGGAAAGCCUUUGAAAAUUGGGGUUCCCGCUGUUGAUCCAUGUCCUCAGUUUGUGAAUGUGAGCCAUGAUAAGAGACUGAAUGAAACCCAAUUCACUGGUUUCUCAAUCAAUGUCUUUGAAUCAGUUGUGCAACGCCUGCCUUAUCACCUGCCUUUUGUUUUUGUGCCAUUUUAUGGCUCUUACGAUCAGAUAGUUGAACAAGUGAACAAUAAGUACCUUGAUGCUGCUGUGGGGGAUAUACAAGUGGUGGAACAUAGAUAUGCAUUUGCUGAAUUCAGUCAUCCAUAUGUUGAAUCUGGCAUAGCCAUGGUGGUGAAAGUAAAGCCAGAUAGAUCCAAAGAAACCUGGAUGUUCAUGGACGCUUUCACAAAAGAAAUGUGGAUGCUAAUGGCAGCAAUGCAUCUGUUCAUAGCAUUUGUAAUCUGGUUCAUUGAAGGUGAAAACAAUUCGGAGCUCAAGAGUCUUGGGGCCAUUCUCUGGUUUUCUGUCACCACAUUAUUCUUCAUACACAGAGAACCAGUAAAUAGCAACUUGGCCAGAGUAGUGCUAGCACCUUGGUUAUUUGCUAUUCUGAUAGUGACACAAAGUUUUACUGCGAGCCUUUCAUCCAUGAUGACAGUGUCCCAUCUUGAACCAGCUGUGCCUGAUAUACAAACACUGCUGAAGACAAAUGCAAUCAUAGGGUGCAAUAAGAACACUUUUUUGGUUCAUUACUUAGUUGAUGAACUCAAAUUCCAGCCACAGAAUAUCAGGGUCUUUGACUCCAUCCAUGAUUUCCCAAGAGCAUUUGAGAACAAAGAAAUUGUGGCUUCUUUCACCAUUGCCCCUCAUGCUGAUGUCUUCCUAGCCACCUAUUGCAAGGGCUACAUCAAAGCAGGACCUACCUUGAAGCUUGGUGGAUUAGGCUUUGCAUUUCCAAAAGGUUCAAGUUUAGCAAUUGACAUAUCCCGAGCAACCUUAAAGGCCAUAGAAAGUGGAGAAGUGCAAAAACUAGAACAGAAAAUGUUGUCUACAACUAAUUGUGGAUCUACAAACAACAAAAUACAAAAUGAACAACUUGGUCCUCAACCUUUCUUUGGCUUGUUUGGCAUUUGUGGAAGCAUUGCUGUCAUAGGUUUAUUGGCAACCAUUGUUCACUUUGUUAAAAGGAAAGCACAAACAUUUAUGAAUUACCUAUUACUGUCACAGUUACAAAGAGGAUUGCAGAUAAUCAAGCUUUUUGCUCAAAAGCAUCCAUACAAGUACAGAAAAACUGCACCUGCCCAAGAUGCAAAUAGUAGAGAGAAUGUAUCUCAAAACAAUGAGCUAGCUACACCAAGUAUUGAGUUACCAAUUAACUGCCACACAUGA